UAAAGCUUUAAAUAACACCAUUAGCACUCGUAGAUUUGCGCUUACCCCUCGUGGGGGAAUAAUUUUUGUAACAAAAUUACAUAAAUUGAUAGAAGUGUAAUCUCGACUGGUUUCUUAAAUUACAUUAAUAAAAAUAUUAAAUUUAAAAUUGCUUUAAAUAUUGAUAAUGGGUAAUACAAUCACAAGCGUCCGUAUGGAGGCAGCACCACAAAUGCCUAAAGAUCACAUUCACAUGGCUGCCACGGGCGCUGCACCACCCCCAGAGUGUCCAAUGCACCAGAAAGGCGUUGCUGUUCCAACGAAUACACCACAAAAAGAAAAAAUUACAACUACUGCCACUGCACCAUCAUCCGAGUGUCCGGUUCAACAUGGUCAAAGUGAUAUUAACCCACUCAAUAUGAUGCCACCUGCCAAUCAACAACCAGCACCGGAUCAACCCUUUUCUCUGUCCACAGACCGUCAAACAUCGAGCAUACCAAAAGUGACAGAAGACGGUAGUCAGCAAUUCUGGCAAUAUCCAAGCCAGCAAAUGUUUUGGAAUGCAAUGCUAAGGAAAGGUUGGCGUUGGAAGAAUGACGAUAUUUCACAGAAAGAUAUGGGCGAUAUUAUUUUCAUUCAUAAUGCCAAUAAUGAACAAGCCUGGAAAGAAGUACUUAAGUGGGAAGCAUUACAUGCUAGAGAGUGUGGAAAUCCACGACUAAAGAGUUUUGGUGGUAAAGCUGCCGAUUAUAGUCCACGUGCACGCAUACGCAGCUGGCUAGGCUAUGAAUUGCCGUUCGAUCGUCAUGAUUGGAUUGUUGAUCGUUGUGGUAAAGAUAUUCGUUACGUUAUUGAUUACUACGAUGGCGGCGUGGUGGACAAGGAUUAUAAAUUUGCAAUACUUGACGUUCGUCCUGCAAUGGACUCGGUCGGAAAUGUUUGGGAUCGUAUGAGAGUCGCUUAUAUGCGUUGGAAGUUUGCAGCAUUGGACUCCCUUGCAGGCAAUCGUACAGAAACUGACAGCGGCAAAGUUGACCAAUAAACUGAAUUGACAUGUUCUCAUAGCUCGUUUUUGAAUGCAGGCGAUAGUUUAAUUUAUUUCAAAACUACUGGACUACACUUACUAAUUAUGUAUAUAUUUAACUGAUAGGAUAUUC
Bactrocera latifrons is the source of this 1136-nucleotide messenger RNA. It is a transcript of the gene Cchl, whose product is annotated as cytochrome c-type heme lyase. The transcript has 3 exons. The coding region runs from base 167 to 1021 and encodes 284 amino acids. The record is from RefSeq and is a predicted model, not a curated record. Gene Ontology annotation, molecular function: holocytochrome-c synthase activity. Gene Ontology annotation, cellular component: mitochondrion. Gene Ontology annotation, biological process: cytochrome c-heme linkage. NCBI's taxonomy places the organism in Eukaryota, Metazoa, Arthropoda, Insecta, Diptera, Tephritidae.